AUGUUGUUCACAUAUUUUAUAAUCUUUAUUUUAUCAUUUCUAAAGUGUACAACAUGUGUGUUAUCAUCUUCAAGCAUUGAGAGAUGUAAAGUGAGUGACGAGACGUGCAUAUUAAAAGUGGCAAAUGAUGUACUGCAUGGGAGCUAUGAAGGAAAUGCAGAUAUUGCCUUACCGUCAAUUGAUCCCUUAAUAUCUAAAGUUAUGCGAGUCGUUCAAGAUUCAGGUCCUGUUGUGAUUGAGGCAACGAUGACGAAUUUUGAGAUUCAUGGAUUUUCGAAAGGAAAAUUUAAGAAGUUUAGAGGAUUUGACAAGAAUGUGCUUGAAAUUGAAUUAAAGGCACCUUCUGGUGUAUUUAAAGGUCCGUAUAAAUUAAAUGGAAAAAUUCUCAUCAUUCCAGUGACUGGUGAAGGCACAACAGAUACAAAAUUCAUCGAUCUAAACAUGAAAAUGACGCUGCCCUUGACAAACACAACAAGGAAUGGCAAAACAUACUACAAAAUUGUCAAUCCAAAAAUGACAUUUGACCUUCCUGGCGGCGACAUCUAUCUAUCGCAUUUAAGUUCUUUUGCUAAUACAUUCAUCAAUUGGAGUUUUGGAAUUGUGGUUAGUGCUCUCAAAGGUCCAGUCAGCAUACCGAUGGUUCAACUUUUUGCUGAGAAGAUUAAUGCUGUGUUUGAUAAAGUGCCGUAUGAGGAGUUAUUUCUUGAAUCUUGA
Messenger RNA from Chironomus riparius, 714 nucleotides. The record is from the annotation of a GenBank genome assembly. Lineage: Eukaryota; Metazoa; Arthropoda; Insecta; Diptera; Chironomidae.